AUGGUGGUUCAGUAUUUAAUUAAAAGUACUACCUGGGCUGCAGCAGCCACUGAAGAGCAGCAGCCAUGGCUCUACCCCAUGGCCAUGGGCCUCAGUAAAGGCCACAAGGUGACAAAGAAUGUGAGCAAACUGAGGCACAGCCGCUGCUGUGGGUGCCUCACCAAGCACACCAAGUUUGUGUGGGACAUGAUUUGGGAGGUGUGCGGCUUCACCUGCUAUGAGUGGCGUGCCAUGGAGCUGCUCAAGGUGUCCAAGGACAAACGAGCCCUGGAGUUCAUCAAGAAAAGGGUGGGGACACACGUCCGAGCCAAGAGGAAGUGUGAGGAGCUGAGCAAUGUGCUGGCCACCAUGAGGAAAGCAGCUGCCAAGAAGGACUGA
Molecule: messenger RNA, 378 nt
Organism: Fukomys damarensis (Damara mole-rat)
Lineage: Eukaryota; Metazoa; Chordata; Mammalia; Rodentia; Bathyergidae
Product: 60S ribosomal protein L36
Exons: 1
Coding region: 1-378 (125 amino acids)
Biological process (GO): cytoplasmic translation
Cellular component (GO): cytosolic large ribosomal subunit; ribosome
Molecular function (GO): structural constituent of ribosome
Source: RefSeq, a predicted model, not a curated record